This is a messenger RNA of Saccostrea cuccullata (small rock oyster), 1131 nucleotides long. Its product is annotated as ficolin-3-like. The transcript is spliced from 7 exons. Bases 1 to 1092 code for a protein of 363 amino acids. Lineage: Eukaryota; Metazoa; Mollusca; Bivalvia; Ostreida; Ostreidae. The record is from RefSeq and is a predicted model, not a curated record.
AUGAUGAAACCAGGAAACGAAAUGCGCAUUUUAGCAGGUCUUCUGAUGAUUUUCGUAUCCGAUUUUAACAACAUACAGGCGAUAGAUGCGUCCACCAAUCAGUUCGCUCUAGCGUCCCUGGCAGGAAGUAUUGCCUUGAUAGCAUCUCAGAAUGGAGUGGUUGACUUGGUCGUGAACGAUAUUGUACUUCUGACAGGGAUAGUUUUAUUUAUUACCUUUCCAAGAACGCCAACGCAGAGAAAUGGCGAGGAGACACAAGUUACCUGUGGGUCUCCUCCCGUCAUACCGAACGCCCAAGGUCCCCCUCCCUCGGGUCCAUUCCCCGUGGGUUCUUCAUACCGAUAUACAUCUUGUGUCGCGGGUUACGGCUCCUCCGGGGACCCCUCCACAACUUGUCAGGCCGACGGACAAUGGUCACCUGUAGUCUUCCAAUGCAGAGCAUUAGCAGACUGCUCUGCAGUUUUGAGGGCAGAUUCCGGUGCCAGCGGAAAUGACGGAGUGUAUACAAUUAUCCCGGAUGGUACGACCCAGAAACAAGUCUUCUGUGAUAUGACGACAAACGGUGGCGGGUGGACAGUCAUACAGCGGCGAGAGGAUCAAUCAACAGAUUUUUUUAGAACUUGGGAAGAGUACAAGGCAGGAUUUGGAAAUCCUUCUCAAAAUCACUGGAUAGGAAAUGAAGUUCUUUAUCACUUAACAAAGGACCAGAACAAAGACCUUGUAGUUAAUCUUCAACGUUUUAACGGUCAAACGGCGGAGGCCAGAUACACUACAUUUUAUAUUGGGGAUGAAAGCAGCAAGUACCUACUCACUGUGUCCUCCUUCUCAAGUACUGGGAAUGUGGAUCCUGGUGACUCCAUGGCAAUUCAUAAUGGAAAGAAAUUCUCCACUAAGGACCAGGAUAACGAUGAGUCUACCGGAAGCUGCGGACAGGAUGCAGAGGGUGCGUGGUGGUACGGCGCCUGUUAUGACGUCAACAUUAACGGAAAGUACGCCAACUCCGCUAUAACAGGCAAUAAUUACAUCCGGUGGGAAACGUGGGUAGACGAGGCGCUCCAAAAGACGAAAAUGAUGAUAAGGCCGUCAACUUGAACAAUUGUCCUAUAUCAUUUGCUUGGAUUUAUUAUGAAU